UAAAUACUUCUUUCGCUUUGGUUUUACUUAUUUUCUGUUUGGUUUUCCUUGUGAAAUAUUUUGCUUCGUGAUCUAGCAGGUAUGUCAGGCCGUGGUAAACAGGGUGGCAAGGCUCGCGCUAAAGCCAAGACUCGCUCUUCGCGUGCUGGGCUCCAGUUUCCCGUGGGCCGCGUGCACCGCCUGCUCCGGAAGGGCAACUAUUCCGAGCGUGUCGGGGCCGGCGCACCCGUGUAUCUGGCAGCGGUGUUGGAGUACCUGACAGCCGAAAUCCUGGAGCUGGCGGGAAACGCGGCCCGGGACAACAAGAAGACCCGCAUCAUCCCGCGCCACUUGCAGCUGGCCAUCCGCAACGACGAAGAGCUCAACAAGCUGCUGGGCCGUGUGACCAUCGCUCAGGGUGGUGUGCUUCCCAACAUCCAGGCUGUGCUGCUGCCCAAGAAGACUGAGAGCCACCACAAGGCCAAGGGUGUUCGCCUGGCUGUAUAAAAAGAGGGCGGCUGCCUACCUCUUGCUGGCGUUUGGAGAAACUAGCUGUCCGUUCGUCGUUUGUCAUGGCUCGUACUAAGCAGACUGCUCGGAAAUCCACUGGCGGCAAGGCGCC
This is a messenger RNA of Bubalus bubalis (water buffalo), 601 nucleotides long. Its product is annotated as histone H2A type 1-H. Gene Ontology annotation, molecular function: DNA binding; protein heterodimerization activity; structural constituent of chromatin. The transcript is spliced from 2 exons. The record is from RefSeq and is a predicted model, not a curated record. Bases 82 to 486 code for a protein of 134 amino acids. Gene Ontology annotation, cellular component: nucleosome. NCBI's taxonomy places the organism in Eukaryota, Metazoa, Chordata, Mammalia, Artiodactyla, Bovidae.